Dreissena polymorpha is the source of this 7239-nucleotide messenger RNA. Its product is annotated as CBY1-interacting BAR domain-containing protein 1-like. Lineage: Eukaryota; Metazoa; Mollusca; Bivalvia; Myida; Dreissenidae. Gene Ontology annotation, biological process: cilium assembly. Gene Ontology annotation, cellular component: ciliary transition zone; ciliary basal body. The transcript has 12 exons. The record is from RefSeq and is a predicted model, not a curated record. The coding region runs from base 409 to 1560 and encodes 383 amino acids.
AACCGCGAAUAGAUCAAAUAUCGAUAAAACGGCGUAUCGGUUGUCGUGGUGUGGAGUGUGAUUAAUUCUAAAUAAAUGUUUGUUGAAUGGAGUUUAAAUUUUACUGUUUCAUUCGUUUCUAAAUUUUGUUAAACGUUUUAGAUUGCGUGUUGAAAGAGGAUUUACGGUCAUAGUUUUCUGAUAUAUUCACGACUUCAUGUAAGUGCCAAGGAGGAAGGGGAUAACACCAGUUAAUAUUAAGGAUACAUGUACAGGAAAACGAAGCAGACCUACUAGAUGGAAAUGGCAGCAACACGAGUGUAGUAUAACAACCGUCUUAAUAUAACUAAGGGACAUAAGAGACGUACAACAGUCUUACUAUAGGUACCCUGGCAACAGAUUGAAACUAAGAACACGUCUAUCAAGAAGAUGUCGAGAUCGGAUAUGUUUGCUGUCGGCGCAGGCGUCGGUGGUAGCCAGCGUGAGGCGUCGGUUACAGUCACUGGAUCGGCAGUGCAAACGACAGCAUCCGCCGCGGAAAUGAAAAUGCUGGAGGGUCAAGUUAAGUUCUGUCAGGCGCGGGCUACAUCUGUGGAGAAGUCAUAUGGAGGGUUCUGUGAGACUCUUGGGUCAAUUGCAAGAAAAAUUGCAAAAAUGAGAGACAGAGGAGACAGACUUUCUAAACAGGUUCUAGAAUUUGCUGAAAAUGAAAAAAUAAGUGCAUCAACUAGUAAAAACCUGAAGGAUUUUGCACACUCAUUUGCUGCUAUACAAGAUUACCGUGAUGCUGAGGUUCGCAGAAUUGAAGCUAAAGUUAUAAAACCCUUAAGUUUAUAUGGAGCCAAAUGUAAAACAGUAAAGCAAGUCAUUAAGAGAGAACAAGGUGCCAUUGCUCGGGAAGAAAAGCAAAGAAAAAACUUGGAAAAAGUGCGCAGGAAGAAUGCUGAUGCUCACACUGUGGCUGCGGUAAGUUACCCUUUUUAUUUUUCAACAAUUCAAAACGCUGAAACUGAACUGAAGAAGGCCCAGAACGAUGCCUCCAUCGGCAGUGAAGGCCUUGGAAAGCAGAUGAGACAGUUUGAGAAGGAAAAACUGCAUGACUUGAAGCAUGCUCUGGCAGACUUUGUCAGCGUUGAGAUGGUGUUUCACUCCAAGGCCAUAGAAUACUACUCAAAAUGCUUCGAAAGUCUGGCGAACAUAGACGAAGAAGAUGAUCUCGUGAGUUUUGUGGAGGGCACUAUUACGGAAUUUUCCCGCAAACUCAGUCGAGUGCAGGGCAUUAGUCCCAUGCUUGCCUCUGAUCUCGUUAUACCCGAGGGAACGGUUCAGUCCAUGAUGUCAACAGGACAGGACACGUCUGAGUAUACGUCCACUGGCGAGUCCUAUACAUACACAUACGGAGACUCUACCAUGUCCAGCUCAGGAGAAAAACGAGUACGCAUCCAGGCUAGACAAACUAUGUAUGAUGAUGAUGACGAUGAUGAAGAUGAUGAUGAUGAUGAAGAAGAAGAAGAUGAUGAUGACGAUGACGAAACUGAAACGGACAAACAUCAAAUGUACUCAAGACCAAUAAAACGAUAGUUUGAUAAGCAUUCAUAUGUACAAUAUGCUUGUUUACCUUCAGUUUGCACUUUUCAUUGGGUGUAUUGCCUAGAAAGGCUGCUUAAUCAUAUAUUGUCAUAAUAAAGAAUAACUGGAAUUGUACAUUGUUCACCAAUUUAUUUUGAUAUAAAAUUCCACAUGAUAAAAAUCUUUUGAAACUGAAAUGCAUGUUAACAUGAGUUGAUGUUAUCACAAGUUGCAAAAGUGUUUUAAUUAAGUCAUGACAAACAUAAAAAUAUAUGUUAGGGGAUACAUGCAGGCAAAUAUCAACACACUUGUGUAAAAGUAUAUGGCCUAGGAUUAAGUUCAAACAAGUACACAUAUGCUGGUAAUAUUAAAAUAAAAUGUAAUAAGUACUAUAGUGUUUAUUGAUGAAUCAAACUAGUUAAUACAUAUCAGGUAUGUUAACACAUAACAUGUUUAUUCUAUAAACAUCAUGUAAAUGUGUGUUGCAACCACAUGUAUGUGAAGUAGUAUCAAACUAAGACAAACAGGUACCAUUAUGCAUAUGCUUUGUAUGCUGUUUCUCGGUCUGAUGAAUUUUAACUACUAGACACCUGUUUAUAUAACUUCAUUAUUCAAAUUGAUUUUAUAUUAAAAUUGUAUACUUGGAUGGAUUAACAAAAAACACCACACAAACGAAAGUAUAUUCAUGAGUGCAUUAUUUAGGUUUAAAAAUUCAGUUGAAAAGAAAGUAUUGAAAAGGAUUAGACUAACAUUAAUGCCAGAAUGUAACAAGACUCAUAAACAAUUCAAAUUGCACAGUUUUAUGAGAAUAAAAAAAAAUGCAGUCAUUGUUUGAUGUUGUAUUCUAACUUGAUAUGAUGGUUCAGUGUUAUGACAUGAUAUACAUGUAUAUGAACUUUUAAAUUCUGUCAGCGUAUCUUGUUGAAGUUGGUUAUGUGUUAUCUUUUAUUAUUUUUCAAUCAUCUUUUUGUUUUAUCUUUUGUACACCAUGACAUAAAUUUAAUUACUUAUAAGAAAACAUUUUAUAUGAAGUUUAACAUUAAUACGCCAUGACAAAAAUUAAAUACAGGAUGCAGGAUCACCAGGGUUCACAGGAUGUACACACAGGCUGGACAGAAUGUUAACACUCAGUUAAUAACUUUAUUUUUGCAAAAAUCUUCAGUCUAUAAAGGCAAGUUUUUCUUGCUGUUUGUGCCGAUAUCUUAUGAUUUAAGAAUAAAUCCUUCAAUACGUCUGAAAGCUGUGCCACAAUUUCACGUUUGUGUGCAGCAAAGCAGUGGACAUGAAUGCUGUACACAUCAAAUUUUUGCCAAGAACACAGGCUUAUAAAAAAUAAAGUAGUUCUGAUAUAUUUUGCCAUAAGCAGAAUAAAAACUUUAGUUAAUGAACUUGUUGACAUUCUAAAGAAAAGUUGUUUUUAAAAAGCACUACUUACCGAUGUGUUUACAUCCAUUAAUGUUAAUUUGUGAGCCCCACAAAGUUAUGUGUUCCUGCACCCUGAAUAGUCAAUAUACCGAUUUUUAGCUCGGCUGUUUACGGAGAAAACCCGAGGUAUUGUCAUAGCCAGCUCGUCGUGUUUGUCGUCAUGUCGUCCCCUUUGUGCUUAAACCUUUACAUUUUGUCAAGGUUUUGAACAUUGCCUCUAAAUAAAUAAAUAAAAAUACAACUUUGAAACUUCGUAUGUAGCUGCACCAUGACUAGCUCUACAUGCCGCACCCAUUUUUGGGUCACUAGGUCAAAGGUCAAGGUCACUGUGACCUCUAAAAAAAUAAAAAAAUAAAAUAAAAUUCUGACAAGCUUUCAUUUAUUCAAAACUGCACCACAGCCGAGCGUGGCACCUGUUAUGCGGUGCUCUUGUUUUCAAACAUGUUAAUUUUUAUACGAGGUUAUACGUCUUUCUGUUUCCUCAAUAACAUCUAAUAGAAUAUUAUACUACAUAAAAAAAUGUUUACAGUUAUAUGUGAUAAUAUUGUCUUGCAAUAUUUGAAAACAUGUUAUAUUUGCUGUGAUUUUUGUUUUCGUUUUUUGCCUAUGUAUAUUUUGCAUUCCGUAUGCAACCGUAUUUUAUUGAUUCCGAAAGGUAUUGAGCUGAAAUAUGAACAUCAUUAUACAUAUUAUUUCUAUUAGAAAAAAUUUUCUUUCUUAACUUAAGGAUGAAAUAAUUAUGGCUUUAAAGAAGGAAUAAUAUUAUUCAUUAUUCAAUCUUAAACACAUGUCGAAACUUUUUUUUUGUGGUACACAAAUAUUUGAAGGACAUGCAUCUUUUUGUAUAGAACAUACAUCUGCAUUGAAUUGUUUCAACCAAUAAUGCUUUGUGGUACGUAAAUUUAACACUUGCCAUAACAAUUAUUCAUUUUUAUAAAGUAUUUGCUUUUGUAAAUAUAGCUUAUAUAAUUGUUGCUGAAAUAAAUAUUUAUUUUUUUUCCUUGCAAUUUAACGUAAAUAUUUUCACAGCAGUUAAUACUUUCUAAUGUACUCUUUUUUAACGAUGCAAAACGAACAUGUUUUUAUCUGCAGUUUUAUUUUUAGUGUUAGUUUUUCAUACAUCUUGUACAAGAAUGAAAUUUUCAAAAAAGUUUGCCUCUAAUAAAUAUUUGGUUCAUUUUGUCAUAAAAACCCUAUAUAUUACUGUAGCUUCUGAUUGUAGUUCUGUGUAUAAUAUAUAGUUGAUUUUUAGAUUUUUUGUUAUUGAAAUUUGUUUGAACACAAUAUUAUUUAUAUUAUUUUAAUAAGAUAAAGAACAAGCAAGUACUGCAACAUGACCAUUGCAUAGAUGACUGGUAAGAUGGAUUUUUUGAUACUGCGACAUGACCAUUGCAUUAAUGACUGGUGAGGUUAUCCGAUCAUCAUAACAGCGUUAAUGGAAUGACUCUGUGAUAAAUGUUAGUGAAUUCAACAAUUUUAAUAUACAGCAAACACAUACAGUAUAGUGACAUCAUUUCGUUAUUUUUCAUGACACUAUUAGAUUUUUUGUCAUUUGAGCUUUUUUUUAUAAGCCCCAUAAACCAUAACUCUUGCUUCCUUAUUUUAAGAGUUAUUUUCCUUUGUUUAGUUUUGUUCUAAUAAUUUGUCCUGAGCAUAUCUCAAAAACGAUUAGAGAUAUCAACUUGAAACUUCACAGGUAGGUAGGGGACCUGCAGUGCACAAAAAACAAAAAAUAAAUCUUGCUUCCCUACUUUUUAUUUUGUGCUGAAUUAUCUAAGAAAGUAAAAGAGGUAUCCAUUUAAAAUGUCAUAGGUUGGAAUAUCUCAUUAAGAGGGGUGGUUUAUUUGGAAAUCUAUAAUUAUGAAUAUCAACUAUUAAGUUUAUAUGUAGGUAGAUCUGACUGAAGUGCAGUGCACACGAACAAUAACUCUUGGCUCUUUAUUUUUGUAGUUAUCCCCCUAUUUAAAUUUUGUAUUGAGAAUAUAUUGAAAACCUUAAAGGUAUCAACUUGAAACUUUAUUAAGAAGUAUAUCUCAUAGGGAGGUUCAGUGAAUAUGUACAUUAACUCUUGCUUGUUGUUUUAGAGUAAUUGCCCUUUGUUUAUUUUUCAAUUUAAAUUUUGUUCAGAGCAUAUCUUGAAAACUUUAAGAGGCAAGAUCUUGAAACUUAGUAAGUAGAUAUACAUCAUGAACAUUGCAUAAAAACCAUAGCUCUUGUUCCAUUUUUAUUAUUUGUAUAGUUUUUUCUGUUUUUAGCUCACCUGAGCACAACAUGCUCAUGGUGAGCUUUUGUGAUCGCCUUUUGUUCGUUAUGCGUUGUGCGGCGUCAACAUUUGCCUUGUUAACUCUCUAGAGGGCACAUUUAUUGUCCAAUCUUUAUGAAAUUUUACCAGAAGAUUGGUCUCAUUGAUAUCUUGGAUGAGUUCGAAAAUGGAAACUUUUGCUUGAAAAACAUGGCUGCCAAAGGGCGGUGCAUUUUUCCUUAUAUUGUUAUAUGGCUAUAGUAAAAUCUUGUAGAGGCCACAUUUAUUGUCUGAUCUUCAUGAAACUUGGUAAGAAGAUUCAUCCCAAUAAUAUAUUGGAUGAGUUUGAAAAUGAUGCUGGUUGGUUGAAAAAAAUGGCAGCCACGGGGCGGGGCAUUUUUCCUUAUAUGGCUAUAGUAAAACCUUGUUAACACUCUAGAGGCCACAUUUAUUUUCCGAUCUUCAUGAAACUUGCUCAGAAGAUUUGUCCCAAUGAUUACUUGGAUGAGUUCAAAAAUGGUAACCUUUGCUUGAAAAACAUGGCUGCCAAGGGGCGGGGCAUUUUUCCUUAUAUGGCUAUAGUAAAACCUUGUUAACACUCUAGAGGCCACAUUUAUUGUCCAGUCUUCAUCAAAUUUGGUCAGAAGAUUGGUCUCAAUGAUAUCUUGGAUUAGUUUGAAAAAACUUAUGUUUGCUUGAAAAACAUGGCUUCCAAGGGGCGAGGCAAUUUUCCUGAUAUUGAUAUAGUAAAAUCUUGUUAACACUCUAGAGGCCACAUUUACUUUCCGAUCUUCAUGAAACUUGGUCAGAAGAUUCAUCUCAAUAAUAUCUUGGACGAGUUCAAAAAUGAUGCCGGUUGGUUAAAAAACAUGGCUGCCAGGGGGCGGGGCAUUUCUCCUUAUAUGGCUAUAGUAAAACCUUGUUAACACUCUAGAGGCCACAUUUAUUUUCCGAUCUUCAUGAAACUUGGUCAGAAGAUUUGUUCCAGUAAUAUCUUGUUAUCUAAGGUGAGCGACUUUGGGCCUUUCAGGCCCUCUUGUUUUUAGCUCACCUGUCACGAAGUGACAUGGUGAGCUUAUGUGACCAUGUGAUUUCCGGCGUCCGUUGUGUGUGCAUGCGUGUGUGCGUGGGUCUGUCCGUCUACAAUUUGUUUGUGUAGACAGUAGAUGUCACAGUUUUCAUCCAAUCUUUAUGAAAUUUGGUCAGAAUGUUUAUCUUGAUGAAAUAUGGCUUGGAAAUGUAUUUGGGUCAUCUGGGGUCAAAAACUAGGUCACUAGGUCAAAAACUAGGUCAAAUAAUAGUAAAACCUUGUGUAGACAAUAGAGGUCGCAGUUUUCAUCCAAUCUUUAUGAAAUUUGGUCAGAAUGUUUAUCUUGAUGAAAUCUGGGUUGGGAUUGUAUUUGGGUAAUCUGAGGUCAAAAAAUAGGUCACUAGGUCAAAUAAUAGAAAAACCGUCAACAAUUUGUUUGUGUAGACAGUAGAGGUCACAGUUUUCAUCCAAUCUUUAUGAAAUUUGGUCAGAAUGUUUAUCUUGAUGAAAUCUGGGUUGGGAUUGUAUUUGGGUCAUCUGGGGUCAAAAACUAGGUCACUUGGUCAAAAACUAGGUCACUAGGUGAAAUAAUAGAAAAACCUUGUAUAGACAAUAGAGGUCGCAAUUUUCAUCCAAUCUUUUAAAAUUUGGUCAGAAUGUUUAUCUUGAUGAAAUCUGGGUUUGGAUUGUAUUUGGGUCACCUGGGGUCAAAAACUAGGUCAAUAGGUCAAAUAUUAGAAAAACCUUGUGUAGACAAUAGAGGUCACAGUUUUUAUCCAAUCUUUAUGACAUUUGGUCAGAAUGUUUAUCAUGAUGAACACUGGUUUGGGAUUAUAUUUGGUUAGUCAGGCGAGCGAUUCAGGGCCAUCAUGGCCCUUUUGUAUUAAUUUUAUGUUUGAAUGGGAUAGAAAUUAAAAAUAAUUCAGUUUUAUACUAGAUGGGUCUAUAUAUAAAUAUGUGUGUGUGUAUAUAUAUAUAUAUAUAUAUAUAUAUA